AUGCACUUCGCCCCUGCACCGUCCUCGCUUCACCGACGACCGGUCCAAGACAAUCACCACCCACAGAGGCACAAUGUGGUCGAUGGCGCCGACCCCUACCGCACCGCGACGCUGCUACCGCUUCGUCACAGAGGUAGCGCUCGCGACAUCAGCGCAAUGCUGACGGCCCCCGUCGUGGAGUACCGCCCGCCGCAGUGGGCGACACCGCUGGGCAUAUCACUCUGGACGAUGCCUCCAGCCUCGAACCCGACGGCCACGACAUCUGUUCUUAACCGCAGCAGUGGUGCCGACAGCAGCGGCGCACCGCACGCUUACUACACCACCUCACCGAAGUCGGCAGCAGCGUCGACUCGGCGAGGUUAUGAAGAUGUGGGCGGACGAGUGCGAGGGAGGCGGGCUGGCGGCGCUACAGCCACCGGAGGGCGACAAUCCUUCGGCACCUCACCGUCGCCGCAUUCCACCACGAGCACCCGGCAGGUGCAUCGCAGCCGCAGCAUCGCGGAGGUUCGUCCGGGCUACGUGACGUCCACGGAGCGUGCCCGCUACCGCAACAGCGUCACAAGGAGGCUGAUCGAUCUCUACGACGAGGUAGCCGAGCUGCACGGCUGCCGCGGGAACAUGAAGCGCCAGGUGACCAGGGCGAUGCGCACCGACCCUCGCUCCUGCAGGGAGCGCAACGGUGAGGUGCAACUCGCCAACAAGCCCACACCCCAGCAACAGCGCGCUGUCGAGUCGGUCAAGGACGCGUUUGAGGUGUUGUAUGACGCCAUGCACGAGCUGAUCGCGGCUUACCUCACCCCAGAGGAGAAGCGCUACCUCGGCAUCGACACGCAUCUCUUCCAGACCAACCGAGAGAAGGCAAAGACGUACCAAUACGCACCACCUCAGCCGAAGCAGCGGUCGUCGUCAACCGGUACCGCGCGAGGGGCACGUGGAAAGACGGCGGUGACAAAGUCCCCAUUGCCGUCGAUUCAGCACAGUGAGCUGCGCGAGGAAGAUGAGGAGGCGGUGGCGGAGGGUGAGGAGGAAGUGCACACAGCAGCCACCGCGCCAACUAGCGGCUCCACUGCUGCGCCAAUGCCGGCAGAUCCAGUCCUCACCCCGCCUAUUGGCACGCCAGCGCUAGGGGCCUCGGCUGCAUUCAACUCGGCCCAGAUCUCUUUCUCGGCACCGCCCAUCCAGCUGGCGCAGCAGUCCAUGACUGAGCACUCCCUGCUGGCGGCCCAACCGCAGCCGGUGACGUCAUCGCCGCCGCCUCUCUACUCCUCCAUCCUGCCCGCUGAGGCGCCUGGCGACGACUUUGGCGCUGCAGCUGAGCAGAAGUCUGUCUUGGGCUCCCACGCAGAUGAGACAGAGAUUCCGGUGAGGUCGCCGGAGCGCGUCUUUGCGCCGGCCGCGUCCAUGUCGACACUGAACGAAGCUUGGCCCAGCGAUACAGCGGAGGGGUCACCGGUACCUUCGCCGACCAAGCCAAAGCCGCCAGCUGCAAAUGAUGAACUUGUGAAGGCGCCGGUGGGCGACCCUGAUGAGGCAAUUCCGACUCCAAAGAUGCCGCCAACGCCGGCCCCGCAGACCCCAUUGUCGCAGCCGCCCAGCCGCACUGCCUCCACCAUGAGCAUCAACGGCGCGCCUGCUACCAAAGCUUCCGCGCCCCACGCACCGGCAACACGCUCGGAGUUAAAGCGCUUCGUAAUCGACUCCGACAGUAACAGCGAUAUGUGA
Leishmania braziliensis MHOM/BR/75/M2904 is the source of this 1722-nucleotide messenger RNA. RefSeq lists its product as hypothetical. The record is from RefSeq and is a predicted model, not a curated record. Lineage: Eukaryota; Euglenozoa; Kinetoplastea; Trypanosomatida; Trypanosomatidae. The transcript has a single exon. The coding region runs from base 1 to 1722 and encodes 573 amino acids.